Durusdinium trenchii is the source of this 640-nucleotide messenger RNA. The record is from the annotation of a GenBank genome assembly. Lineage: Eukaryota; Dinophyceae; Suessiales; Symbiodiniaceae.
AUGGGUAUGUUUGAAGGGCUUCCGCUGUGCGCCCACAACCUCAUCAAGAACAAUGAGUGGAAGGGCGGAGGAAUUGUGAGGUUGGACAACGCCUUGUCACGGCCAUCAGCUGGCGACGUUGCAAUCAACUAUCACAUGCUCAAACCGCUGAUAACAUUUUCGCCAGACAAGGUGUGCAGCGGCUACUUCAUCACCGACUGUUUGCUGGGCUUGGAUGAGUUGUUCGAGGGAAAGCUCUUGGUUGACGCUGCUGAUGGGGGCAAGCGCAAAGUGGACAUCGCGGCUGAGGAAGCGAUGAAGCUGAAGAUGUUGAUGGGUGCGGUUCGCGCCUUGUGGCGGAGCUCGCCUUCAGGACAGCACCCGCGGGUCUCAGAACUCAAGGGCAUGCUGCGCCCUAGCCCAUCUCGCCGCCGUCUAAAAGAGGAGGCUAGUGAUGACGAUGCUCCUUCUCCCGCAGCCGCGGCCGAUGCUCCUUCGCCUGACGAUGCUCCUUCUCCCGCAGCCGCGGCCGAUGCUCCUUCGCCUGAUCCUGUUCAAGACGGCGACGCUGCUGGUGGCUCUGACCAAGAGUCUUCUGAGGGUGGCCCUGAGUCUGACCAUGGCAGUGUGGUUCGUGUGCCGGAGGAGAGGGAUAUCUUAA